AUGCGAAACUGUGGAUGGAGCUUGGAAAAGACAAGGACUAUCCUCGAGGCGUAUCGUCAGUUCUUGUCGUUGAAGAAGGAUUUUGAAGACUGGGACGCAACGAAACUAUCACCUUCUUACCUUGUGGAUCGAAUGUGGCAUCAGCAUAUUCUGGACAUUGGUAACUAUUGCCACGAUAUGGUGAUGCUAUGUGGUCGAGUAGUCUUGCACAAUCCUGAUGGAGCAUUGGAAAUUCAGGCAAAGAAGACAAGAGACGAGAAAAUACGCUCGGAAUUAUUGAAGAAGUUUGGAUCAGAGAAUGUAAAGCUUGAAGAGGGAGGUUUUUUGGAGGCUCCUGAGAAUAUUGAUAUUGACGAUUGCUCUAGGGUAGCCAAUCCGAUCCCAGACGACGGACACGUCGAUAUUGGCAUUCUUGAAUCCAACAAACUUACUUUUUCCAGGAUGAAAAGAAACACGAGAAUUGUUGUUCUUUUUGAGCGAUAUGCAAGACGUGACGGGCUCGAGAGAAAGAAUUACAGUUUUAGUUUGAAAGGCAAUGGGUGCAUUCGUGACAGCUGUACUCCGGAUUCUCUUGAAAUGAGUGACACGGAUCGAGUGUAUGCAAGACGUCGUCUGCGUGCAUGCUAG
Molecule: messenger RNA, 627 nt
Organism: Cylindrotheca closterium
Lineage: Eukaryota; Bacillariophyta; Bacillariophyceae; Bacillariales; Bacillariaceae
Source: the annotation of a GenBank genome assembly